AUGCUGUUCUAUACGAUCGCUUCUCUUUUGCUUGUGGGCACCACGUUCGCGCAAACACCUCCCGGGUUCACGCCGAGCGUUAACAAGACCCUAGACGUUUAUUAUGGCUCCACAUACAUCACCCCAGGCCUUCUGAUUAAGAAAUCAGCUGUUGCGAAGGCUCCAGUGAUCGGAGUCACUGGAGAAACUCUGACUGGCAAAUACCUCUUAGCAAUGAUUGGAAAACCAGGCCAAGGAGCCAACGCCAAACGUGGGACAGUCCUUCAUGCCUUACUCCAGGAUUUUGCACCGAGUGGCCAAACCCAGAAUGGUACAAAUGUGCUCACGACAAAAGCGACUGGGCCGGCAUCCUAUUUCGGACCUGCACCUCCAGCAGAGACGCCAAAGCACCCCCAUAAUUACAUCUUUCUCCUUCAUGAGCAGCCAGCCAAUUUUGCUGUUCCUUCUGGCCAGAAAUCUGCAGUUUCAGGCCGCAUGGGGAUCGACUGGCCUAAAUUCAUGAAAGAUGCAGGUUUGUCGGAUCCACUGUAUGCAAACUAUCUUCAGGUACAAUCCGGCGACAAUACCAAGCGAGAAUGGCAGGCUUAG
This is a messenger RNA of Lindgomyces ingoldianus, 588 nucleotides long. Its product is annotated as PEBP-like protein. The record is from RefSeq and is a predicted model, not a curated record. Gene Ontology annotation, biological process: regulation of proteolysis; regulation of Ras protein signal transduction. Gene Ontology annotation, molecular function: peptidase inhibitor activity; phospholipid binding. Bases 1 to 588 code for a protein of 195 amino acids. NCBI's taxonomy places the organism in Eukaryota, Fungi, Ascomycota, Dothideomycetes, Pleosporales, Lindgomycetaceae. The transcript has 3 exons.